Molecule: messenger RNA, 617 nt
Organism: Xyrauchen texanus (razorback sucker)
Lineage: Eukaryota; Metazoa; Chordata; Actinopteri; Cypriniformes; Catostomidae
Gene: mgst2
Product: microsomal glutathione S-transferase 2
Exons: 5
Coding region: 71-505 (144 amino acids)
Biological process (GO): leukotriene biosynthetic process
Cellular component (GO): membrane; endoplasmic reticulum; nuclear envelope
Molecular function (GO): glutathione transferase activity; enzyme activator activity; leukotriene-C4 synthase activity
Source: RefSeq, a predicted model, not a curated record
CCUGACACGGGUAUGGCGUUCCACUAUCCAAAAAGUUUGGUUCUCCUCUGGACUAGGCCUGAUAGAAAAUAUGAGUUCGGAUCUGCCAGUUCUCCUCGCAGCAGUGUCGGUACUGUCUGGUCUUCAUAUGGGUUUUCAGUCAAGACGCGUGGGCUGGUCUAGGAUCAAGCAUAAAAUUUUGCAACCUUCUGUUGUUGGACCAGCGGAGUUUGAAAGGACAUUUCGUGCCCACCAGAAUGGUGUAGAGUUUUAUCCCAUCUUCUUGGUACUAUUGUGGACCUCUGGCAUCUUUUGCAAUGAAGGACUUUCUGCUUUUGGAGGGCUUCUUUAUAUUGUGGGAAGAGAGAUGUAUUUUACUGGCUAUAUAAGUGAAACCAAGAAAAGAUUGCCAGGGUUUUACUUGGGGUUGUUUGUCAUAUUAGUCCUAUCUGUGAUGGCCUCUGUUGGAAUCAUAAAAUCAUUCUUGGACAAAUAUCUCAAGAUCGAAAUGUUCGAAAGAAAGUGAUGAAUCCACAUUUUGAAAAUGGUUAAUAUCAUUGUGAUUUAUCAGAAAAGGGGCUCAGGUAUUUGAUAUUGUAUUUGUUUUCUUUACACCAUUGUGAAUAAACACGUUUACA